Messenger RNA from Chrysochloris asiatica (Cape golden mole), 2832 nucleotides. It is a transcript of the gene HK3, whose product is annotated as hexokinase 3 (white cell). Gene Ontology annotation, biological process: glycolytic process; glucose 6-phosphate metabolic process; intracellular glucose homeostasis. NCBI's taxonomy places the organism in Eukaryota, Metazoa, Chordata, Mammalia, Afrosoricida, Chrysochloridae. The coding region runs from base 1 to 2832 and encodes 943 amino acids. The record is from RefSeq and is a predicted model, not a curated record. The transcript is spliced from 19 exons. Gene Ontology annotation, cellular component: cytosol; mitochondrion. Gene Ontology annotation, molecular function: glucokinase activity; D-glucose binding; fructokinase activity.
AUGAACAAAGAGCAGCAGCAGCCAUGUGACGCAUCGUGGCCAAGCCCCAUAGUGGAACCAAUGGACUCUGUUGGGCCUGUAGAAUUAGGGAGUGGGGCAGGAGCCCUGGGCUGCUCCCCGGAGGUCUUGUCUCAUCCCUCAGACAGCUCCAAGCUGGUGCAGGAAUGCCUUCAGCAGUUCAUGGUGACGGAGGCCCAGCUCCAGCAGAUCCGGGCCAGCCUCCUGAGCUCCAUGGAGCAGGGGUUGAUGGGACAGAACCCAGCCUCAGCUGUUCGGAUGCUGCCCACAUAUGUGGGCUCCACCCCACACGGCACUGAGCAGGGAGACUUCGUGGUGUUGGAGCUGGGAGCCACAGGGGCCUCGAUGCGUGUUCUGUGGGUGACUCUGACAGGCAUCGAGGGGUGCAGGGUGGAUCCCAGGAGCCGGGAGUUUGUGAUUCCCCCAGAAGUGAUGCUGGGCCCUGGCCAGCAGCUCUUUGACUUUGCUGCUCGAUGCCUGGCUGAAUUUUUGGAGGCAUUCCCUGUGAAGAAUCGGUGUCUACCACUUGGGUUCAACUUUUCCUUCCCUUGUCACCAGACGGGCCUGGACAGGAGCACCCUCAUUUCCUGGACAAAGGGCUUUAGGUGCAGUGGUGUGGAAGGGCGGGAUGUGGUCCAGUUGCUGAGAGAGGCCAUCGAAAGACAGGGGGCCUCCAGCCUUGCCGUGGUUGCCGUGGUGAAUGACACAGUGGGCACCAUGAUGGACUGUGACCCAGGACUUGGGCCGUGUGAGGUUGGGCUCGUUGUAGACACUGGCACCAAUGCUUGUUACAUGGAGGAGGCACGGCAUGUGGCGUCGCUGGAUGAGGACCGGGGCCGGGUCUGCGUCAGCGUGGAGUGGGGCUCCUUCAGCGAUGACAAAGCCCUGGGACCAGUGUUGACACCCUUUGAUAAGGCCCUGGACCAGGGGUCCCUGAAUCCUGGUGCCCAGAGGUUUGAGAAGAUGAUUGGGGGCCUGUACCUGGGUGAGCUGGUGCGGCUGGUGCUGGCUCACCUGGCCCGGCGUGGGCUUCUCUUUGGGGGCUGCACCUCACCUGCCCUACUGAAUCAAGGCAGUGUGGGCCUGGAGCAUGUGGCCGAGAUGGAGGACCCCUCAUCUGGGGAAGCCAGAGUCCUCGCUGUCCUGCAGAAUUUGGGCUUGAGCCCAGGGGCUUCCGACGUGAAGCUUGUGCAGCUUGUGUGUGAGGCUGUGUCUACACGAGCUGCCCGCCUCUGCGCUGCUGCCCUGGCCGCUGUCCUUGGCCGCCUUCAGCACAGCAGGGAGCAGCAUGCGCUCCAGAUUGCAGUGGCCACUGGAGGCCAAGUGUUCAAGCGACACCCCAGGUUCCACAGCCUCCUGCAGAAGACAGUGAUACUCUUGGCUCCUGGGUGUGACAUCUCCUUCAUCCCCUCUGUGGAUGGCGGUGGCCGGGGGGUGGCAGUUGUAACUGCAGUGGCUGCCCGCCUGGCUGACCACCGCCGCCUAUUGGAGGAGACGCUGGCACCAUUUCGGCUGGACCGGGAGCAGCUGGCAGCAGUUCAGGUCCAGAUGCGAGAGGCCAUGGCCAAAGGGCUCCAAGGGGAGGCCUCUUCCUUGCGCAUGCUGCCCACUUAUGUCCGAGCCACACCUGAUGGGAGUGAACGUGGUGACUUCUUGGCCCUUGACCUCGGGGGCACCAACUUCCGGGUCCUCCUGGUGCGUGUAACCACUGGAGGUGUGCAGAUCACCAGCCAGGUCUAUGCCAUCCCUGAGAGAGUGACCCAGGGCUCUGGGCAGCAGCUCUUCGACCACAUUGUGGACUGCAUCGUGGACUUCCAGCAGAGGCAGGGCCUGGGCGGGCAGAGCCUCCCCCUAGGCUUCACCUUCUCCUUUCCGUGUAGGCAGCUUGGCCUGGAUCAGGGCAUCCUCUUGAACUGGACCAAGGGUUUCAACGCAUCAGACUGUGAGGGCCAAGACGUCGUGGCUCUGCUGCGGGAAGCCAUUGGGCGCAGACAGGCAGUGGAGCUGAAUGUGGUUGCCAUUGUCAAUGAUACGGUGGGUACCAUGAUGUCCUGUGGCUAUGAAGACCACCACUGCGAGGUUGGCCUCAUCGUUGGAACGGGUACCAAUGCCUGCUACAUGGAGGAGCUCCAGAACGUGGCUGCUGUAGCUGGAGACUCGGGCCAUAUGUGCAUCAACAUGGAGUGGGGCGCCUUUGGUGACGAUGGCACAUUGAGUGUGCCUAGCACCUGCUUUGAUGCUAGUGUGGACAGAGCAUCUAUCAACCCUGGCAAGCAGAGGUUUGAGAAGCUGAUUAGUGGCAUGUAUCUGGGGGAAAUUGUCCGCUACAUCCUGUUGCAUCUGAACAGCCUUGGGGUGCUGUUCCGGGGCCAGCAGACCCAGUGCCUACAGACUAGGGACAUCUUCAAGACCAAGUUCCUGUCUGAGAUUGAAAGUGACAGCCUGGCCCUGCGACAGGUCCGAGCCAUCCUGGAGGAUCUGGGGCUGCCCCUGACCUCUGACGAUGCUCUGAUAGUCCGAGAGGUGUGCCAAGCCGUGUCUCGGAGGGCCGCCCAGCUCUGCGGGGCAGGCGUGGCCGCAGUGGUGGAGAAGAUCCGCGAGAAUCGGGGCCUGGAGGAGUUGAUGGUGACCGUAGGAGUAGAUGGGACCCUCUACAAGCUUCACCCCCACUUCUCCAGCCUAGUGGCAGCCACUGUGAAGGACCUGGCUCCGCGCUGUACAGUCACCUUCCUGCAAUCGGAGGAUGGAUCUGGCAAAGGUGCAGCUCUGGUCACCGCCGUCGCCUGCCGCCUCGCCCAGACCACCCGAGUCUGA